Phytomonas sp. Hart1 is the source of this 219-nucleotide messenger RNA. The record is from the annotation of a GenBank genome assembly. Lineage: Eukaryota; Euglenozoa; Kinetoplastea; Trypanosomatida; Trypanosomatidae.
AUGGUAUAUGCAUCGGAUAAUCACCACAACAAGAAAACAGAUGGGUGGAAGCUGAUACUUGUUGUGGAUAGGAUUGGGGCCGAGAACCCACCCGUUUCGUUAAUUGCGUGGAUGUUUGGUUCGAAUUUGAAGCAUAAAAUAAUCGAUAUUAUAUAUGAGUCUGGGAUGUCUGAUAAAACUCGUGAAUUAGAUCUUUGUCAGCCUUAUUGUGGUAAGUGA